UGUCUCCAGUUUCGCACGAGUGCUUGUCUUCUAUCCAAGGAAUUCAUAAAAGGUAUAUUCACAGUAAACUUAACAUCUGUGCAUGUAGUUUCGGAUAUGGUUGUCACGCUUUGAUUUUGAACAAAAAUAAUUUUUCAGUUUGAGGGGUAUUUGCGUCAGUCUGCAUGGCGGAUGAUCCCUCUAUAUAUUUCUAUGGAUCUCCUAAAAAUUAAUACAUCAGCAAGCAGUCCUUUCCUGUUGUUAAUUAGCAUGAGUGCACCAGAAAACAAUGGCGCUGAUGAGCCUGGUCCUGGAAGAAAACAAUCUUCAACCCUGAAGCUAUUCGGUUUUCCUGUUGCUGCUGCCUAUGACAAAGAGCCUGUAAUUGUUCCAGGUAGUGCUGAUUACAAGAGAUUUGAGUGCCAAUUUUGUCACAGAGGGUUUCCCAAUUCUCAAGCUCUAGGGGGCCAUCAGAAUGCGCAUAAAAGAGAACGACGAGCAAAACAGGCCUCGUCUUUCAAUGUUCAUCAUCAUCAACAACAACAACGGUUCAUGACGACUGGCCCUCUUAUCACGGCGCAUUCAGCUCGAUCAAAGCGGUUGAUUUAUGCAAGAGGGUCCACAAGCGUGACCACAACUGAUGCAGUUCGGCUUCGGGGUGUCUCAGCACCAUCUUUGCCAAUGCUACCUCUCAGGGGUCCUUGUCCCUCCCGUGUUGGCGGGGGGUCGCAACAAGGUAAUGGACCUUUUCAAGUACAAACUCAUGAAGUUGGCUUGGGCUCAACAUCGGAUUCAUCAGUAGCAACACAAGUAAACGAAGAAGAUAAUAUUGAUCUCCAUUUGCGGCUGGCAACAUCCACCACUACUUCGAGAUGAGCCACUGGUCCCUAGUAGAUUGAGAACAUAUCUUGACUUUGAAUUUUAGUCCUGGUUAGAGUCUGUUUACAAGCAAAAAAUGUGGGUGUACGUGAUUCUAGUUUGUCCAAUUUUCGACUUCUACUCCAAAGGGGAUUGAUCUAACUGGCCAUUAAUUUUCUUCUUCACAGUUCAAUUAAUUGGUUAAUUAACUGGCAAGUGAUCUGUUUCUCUUGAGCCAAGAUUUUGAACAUCUUUUUCAUUUUUUGGGUGGAAAGGAACUGUCCUUGAAUCAGAGGGGCUUAAGUAACAGAAAUACAGUUGAAGAGUAACUAUACAGGUUUCAAAAUCCAUGGUAUGCUCCAAGCCUCCAAACAUGGAAACAUUUCUGAAAGAAAAACAAAUGAAAAUCUAGAAAUGC
Messenger RNA from Durio zibethinus, 1255 nucleotides. RefSeq lists its product as uncharacterized. Gene Ontology annotation, molecular function: transcription cis-regulatory region binding; DNA-binding transcription factor activity. Lineage: Eukaryota; Viridiplantae; Streptophyta; Magnoliopsida; Malvales; Malvaceae. Gene Ontology annotation, cellular component: nucleus. The record is from RefSeq and is a predicted model, not a curated record. Gene Ontology annotation, biological process: gibberellic acid mediated signaling pathway; cytokinin-activated signaling pathway; trichome differentiation.